AUGGCGAACCCUCGGAAGUUCAGCGAAAAAAUAGCCUUACAUACUCAAAAGCAGGCUGAAGAAACUGCUGCUUUUGAAGCCAUAUUACAAGAAGUUAAUUCUGCAACCAGGGUAAAUGGUUCACUGAUUUAUUCAGAUGAUUCGGUCCUUCUUGAUUAAGUCCCACAUUACACUGUUUUGAUACCACGAAAAAAUUGACGGGAGGGUACCUAUGCCUAUAUUAAUUUAAUCUAAAUAAAAAUAAUUAAUUGGCAAAGAUGAAAAGUUGUAAGCCAAAAUAGAAAAAUCCAUCAGAUGCUAUUUCCGGCCUAUCCACAUAUACCUAGAAUUGUACUAGAUUUGGUUCAUUUUGAUUCUUUCCACCUAAACCAGUUUCAGUUAACAUUUUUUUAGUAAUUUAAAAUUUGUAUAGUAUAAAUAAGUAUAGUAUAGUAUUUCAAAUUCAAAGUAUUAAUUUGGUAUCCGUUACAAAUUUUAAGACUAGUCUUUGUGUAGUCAUGAAAUAUUAGCAUAGUAUUAUGCGUGACCAAACGUCCCGUAAAAACGGAAUUGUCCCGUUUUUUCAUGAUCAUACCCGGUGUCCCGAAAAAGUCUCUUGGGACGCCUAAAUGUGCCGUUUCUAAAACCAAGACCAAACACAUUAAAAUCACUAAAACUUCCUAAUUUAUAAUAUAACUUUAUUAUAUAAAUAAAGUAAUAUUUUGGCUAGCUGUGUAGCCGGUGCCACUAGUGUUGUGGGCUCGCGUGAUGGCUGCACUGUUCCCCCUCCACCACUCUGCCGACAAGAUGAGAAGUGGAGACCCUCUCUGCAAGCAAUCCUGCAGGUUCCCUACAGUUUUGAAAUGGACCUCCCUAGUUUUUACAACUUUAUAUUAGAUAAGAAGAAGGUUUUAAUAAUGGCUGGGACAACAGAAAUGUCCUCAAUUUAAAUCCUAGACUAUAUAAAUUUUAUUUGUUGUGUUGUCAUUAUGUUGUGAAAUAUGUAUAAAUAAACAAGUAUUCAGUGCAAAAUUAUUGUUUUCGUUUAUGAUAUGCCUCAAAGUUUAAAUUAAAUUACAAAAGUGUAAAAUUAAAAGAUUUCUAGAUCUAAAAUGAGCAUAUUUCAAUAAACAGUUUCCGGCGGGGGCCCCGGACCCCUCUUUAGCUGGAGGGUUUUUUCCCCCCCAAACCUUCCUUGGGUGUGUCCCGUUUUUUCCAUUUCAUGAUUUGGUCACCUUAGUAUAGUUUAGCGUAAAUUAAGUUGACAUAAGCCACACUCACAUAUAAUAGGCCCUAGUCUUUAAUAGUAGUCUGAUACGGAAUUUUUUUGUCAGCAUUUGGACUGAGUUGAAUUCUAGAGUAUGGAAAACAAAUUUGGUACAAGCAGGCCUAUGCCUACUGAAAUCGCGGUAAACAACACAUCCUAAUUGAUAUAUAUGCCUACUGAAAUCGCGGUAAACAACACAUCCUAAUUGAUAUAUAAAAUUGUAAUCAAAAUAUUGGCUAUUCCUAAAAUAAUUUUGUAUAACUAUAACUAACCCUGUGCAGUUAAUGGUCUGCAACUUGCUGCUCCAGAUAUUGCAUUCGGCUAAUUUGGAGAGAUGGCACCUUGACAUCAUUUGCAUGUUUUGUCCUUGGUUCUGAUAGGGUCAAAACCCAGCUUAGGGAUAAAUUUAGGGUUCAGGUUAGGUUUAGGGAUAGAUUUAGGGUUUGGGUUAGAUUUAGGGAUACAUUUAAGACAUAAGUUAGCGGGUCGCAGCAACCAAGAAGGUGGCCACGGUGCUAUCUCUACAAAUUUACCUUGCAUUCUACUCUUUCAAGGAGAAUAGAUGUGGAAUUAUUUUAUUACAAAUCUAUUUAAACAUCCAACCCAUCCUGUGGCUCUAAAAAUAUUUUCUUAGCAGUUAUAGUUUUAAAUACAAAAAAUAGAAAUAAAUCUUGCAUUUUAAGAAAUAUUAAAUAUUCUACUUUUUAGUGCAUUUUAACUCUUCUUUUUAAAAAAGUUUUUUGGUCACUUUAUACAAUCUGUGUUUCUGUGUAGGAUUCUCUCCCUUUUGUUUAUUCUUGGAUUGUUACUAGAGUUAGGUAAAUAUGUAAUUAAAGGCAUGGGUUUCACCAAGAGUUGUCUCACCCUAAGCGUACCCGGUAGUAAAAUUUCUUUGGGGAAUCCCUACAGCCUAUACUGGACUUAGGGUGACAGGACCAACUGUCAGACCUAAACGAUGAGAGUGACAACUUUCCCGUUCUUCACUGAGCAUUAUUAGUGUCAAAAACAUAAUCUGACAAUCUAUACAAUUAAUAUGAAAUAUAUUAAAUUUAAAUUUUCCCUUAGUUUUUUUAAUUAAAUUUUAACUUAAAAGGUUCAAAAGAAAUAAAAAAGAGAGUCAUCUUUGCUGAUACCACAAGAUGAACACCAGAACAAAGACGCAUGCCUCAAUUUCAAUACAAAAGUUAAAAGGAAAAUAAUUUCUGACCCUCCCACCCCCUCCCUACUUUUUCCAAGACAAAAAUUACAGAAUGAGAAAAAAUUAUCAUCAUGUCCCUUAGUUUGUUAGGUUUUAUUUAGGCUUCAACAAUCGGAAAAUUCUUCAAAUUAGUCAUAUUUAUUCUAAGUGUAAAAAAAAAUUUUUUGCAUAAAUUAUUCAAAUCAGAAUAUCUUAUUUGCGUAAGUGUUGAGAUUUCAGUUUGAUUCAUAAAGAUUGUAUUAGUUCAUUCAAUUUCCUACAAGAAUAUAAAUAGUUUUAUAUUUGUAAAGUACCGUAUUUAUUGGCGUAUAACGCACACCUCAAUUUAAGAAGGAAAUUUCAGGGGGGAAAAAAAAACAUUAUAUGGGCGUAUAACACGCUCACAUGAUUUGCCCCCUAUUUUCUGGGAGAAAAAGUGUGUGUUAUAUGCCAAUAAAUACGGUAAUCAUUUUAUUUUUAACUUUAAAAAUUACCAAAGUAAGUUCAAGGCUUGUGGAAAGGGUUCUGUCUUCUUGGCACCGAAAGUUCAAAAAGGCCAGAGGGGGUUAAUGUUUUAAGACAACUUAAGACAUCAUUCAUAGCAUUAUUCUUAAUAUGAUCUUGUUUGUUAUUGAUUCUAGGCGCCACCAAGAUAUCAGAAACAACAACACAUUGCCCCUAAUCUUGGGACAUAUCGAGGUGGAUCUCUCCCAAAUGUAAAUCAGAUAUCACAAUCUCAAGGAAUAGAUUUACAGGUACUGUUAUCCCGCUUAUGUUUGAUUCACAUCAACCAUAUUUGUUUAAAUAAAGUUGUUUUAAAAGGAUAAGCAUAGAUCUUUCAAUGAUUCUUUAUUUUUACAAAUAAAUAUUAACACAUUUAAUUCAAAAAAGUUUCCGUAAUAGGUCAGGUGAGAAUAGUAACAGAUUUUUACCGCUUUAAUAGAAAUGUAGAGCACACAUAAGUUUAUUUUAUAGUAAAUAUACCCUGAAAAAAAAUAUAGGCCAAUGAUAGCUACAUCAAAUGUCUAGGUACUUAAGCUGGAUAUUUAGGGCCUUCCUGGUUCACAAAAACAAGCAACAACAAAACAUGAUGGAACUGGAAAAUAAAAAAAAUUAGAAACCACAUUUUUUUGCAUAGGUUUAAGAGUUUUUUUAGUUGACUUCAUAAAUGUCAAAAAGGUCAUUGAUAGUGUGGAUAGAUAAAUCUCUAUAGAAGCUGUGAAGACACUAUGGAGAACUAAGAAGAUAUCCAAGAAUGGUUAUGGUUCAUUGUCAUCAGACUCCCUGGAGCAAAAGGUAAAUAGUACACAAUGACACUCUCCAUCAGUUUAAGACUGUCUUGGCCCUUCUUUCCCUCCCCCACAUACUGCCAUUGAUGCAGUACUUUACCAAAAAUGUUACUUAUUGUUCUGCUUGCAUUGGUCUGAAUUUCCAUUGAGAAAAAAGUCCUCAAGGUCAUCAAAAUGAGAACCAUCUCUUAACAUUGUCAAAGGAAAGGCUAGAAUAUGUGAAAAAUUUAACUUACUUAAGUGGAAUUUUAGACAAACACGGAAGGGACAGAUGCAAGCAUAAAAGUGAGAGUUGGAUUGGCCAUGAGCAGCUUUUCUGCAGUUGAAAAAUGUCUGAGCUUCCAAAGAUCUAAAGCAGGAAGUAAAAGUCAGGGAAUCGAACACCAUUGUUAAAACUGUUUUCGAUACAGUCCAGGAGAAGCAUUAUCUAUCACAACAAUCAUUUUUUCAACUCAUGUCUUUAAACAAUCCUCAGGAUUCAUCAGCCUAACCUUAUAAGCAAUGGAAAAUAAAAUAAAGACCAGAUGCUGAAGCAUCCUAUAAAGACAAUAUAGAUGAAUGGAUCACUUGCUCCACUAAUCUGCACCUUACAUCAAAAUACAGGCCUUCAUUCUAGAAUACCCAAGUCAAAAGGAAAAGGGCUGGCCUAGAAAUACUUAGCGGUAAACAAAAAGACAGGAGAACAAGCUAGUAUUGGGGUGCCUGAUAAUCUCUUGUAUGCAGCCUUUUUCCCGGGCAGGGCGGGCGACAGGCAAACAUUAAAUCACUCAAGUUGUCUUUCGUAGUGAAGUUAAAAUAAUUAUAUCAUAUAUUAUAUCUUGUAUUUGCCUAUAAAAUGUUGAACAAGACAUGAUGUAUCAAAGUUUGUUUUAUUUUUCAUUUUAUCGGGCAAAAACAUUAAAAAAAUUACCUCCCAGGAUUGUUAUUAUGUUUUCAGGCAACUCUUCAGCAUUUAGAUGACAUGAAGCAAGGUCGAUCAACAUUAGUUCAUGGAAGGCAAGAUAGGAAUAGGCAGCAAAUUGGACCACACCGAAGAAAUUUCCCCCCUGAUAAAAGGGUAUUAAAAUAAUAUCAUGUUUACAAUAUGGUAUCAUCUGAUAUCUACUUAUUUAAAGACUUUGUCAGAUUUUAGAGAAGCUGACAAAAGAUUUAAAAAACUAUUUUUAGAAAAGGCAGUGAUUUCAAACAAUUCAAUAUCAGAGAUUAAAAAAUGUAUCUAUAUAAGAAUCACAACAUUAUAAUUUAAAGGAUUAGUGACUUUAAAAAAAAAAACUUGAAUGUCUUUCUUUUGAUCCCACUUGUUUCACCAUUUUCAUGCCAGGGCAUUACCACAAUUAAAAGUGUAAAUUGUAUAUUUUUUUUACAGAUUGAUUCCUCUCCUUAUGGUUCUGCAUACCACCUAUCACCCCCACCUGACACAAGCUGGCGUAGGUAAGGUUGUUAUAAAAGUUGCAUAAUUUUUUUGUACAAUUUGAUUUUUCAUCUUCAAUAGCGAGAACACUGUUGGUAGAUUUAUGUCAUGUUCCCAUGGUUGUCUAAAUUAUUUGAAAAAACUUCUGUAUUCCUAUAUUUCUAAAAUAGAUGUUUGCACACUUUUGAAUAUGUAAACAAAAAUAUUUACAUAAUUUGUUAACCGUGUCUCUUUAAUGGUCUUGCAAAUAUUCUUUAGGUUGUCUUUUGUAAAGAGUUGUAAAAUAUAAAUGAAUUUCUUUUUUAUAUAGUAAUUUUUUAAAAGUUUGAAGGCUAGUUUCUUUUCAAAUCUAUGCUCAUAUUUUAAGCACAAUGCUGCUUUUUAUUUUAGUAGUAUUUUAAAAUUGAUUGUUGUCACCAAAAUAGCUUUCAUUUCUAAUUUUUCAAAAUAUGUAUGCUUUAUAAAAAUAAAUGUGCAAUAUUGCUUAAAUUCAGUUGUUUUAAAAUUCACUAAAACCUCUACUUCCAAUGCUUAUCUUUACAGAUCAGUUGUUUAUCUUGCUAAAUAUUCACUAUCCAGUUAUUUAAAAAAUUAUUUCCAAAAUAAAAUUAAUUUAUGUAACUUGACUGACCAGUUGUUGAACUACUGUUCUUUUUAUAAAAUGGCAAUUGUAAUAAAACUCUGCUGAUUUGAAAGUUUUAUUAUACAUUUGUGUUCAAGGGAAAAAGUACUGACUUAUCAUUUUAAAAAAUAACACAAGAUAGGCGGGUAUUUUGACUUUUCCGUGUCUUCUGGCUCUUUUCUUUGGUUAGUGAAAUCGGUUUAUGUCAAUAUUAUAACCUUAAAUGUAUUAAUGUAUUAAUAGAUAAUUAUUAUUUUAAGAUAUUUUUUUUCUUCAUGUUUUCUGUGCCAUGCACCUGCCUGCAACUUUUCACAUUUUCAAAAACUAACAUUUUAGCUAUAGGAAAUUAAAUACCAUAUGGGAUUCAAAUUAGCUGAUGUUUGUCAUUUCAUGUGGAGCGUUUUGGAACUAAUGUUGCACUGAUUAGCAAAUUGGCAGAUUCCAAUUAAUAAUUAUGUGUUGAGCUUUGAAAUAACUAUUCAAAUUAUAAAAUGUAUCUAAUUUAUUGUACUGUUUAAAAUUUCGAAGUGGCUAUUUGUGGUAGUUUAUUUUAGUUUAACUGAAGAAGUAAGUUUACAAACAUAAAGUUCAUUCAAUUAUCUUUCAUUUGAUACCAAAUUUUGUCCUACGAACCCUACAAUAAUUUUUAAAUAUUUUUUUAUAAACCCAAACUCUCAACGGGUCCGAAUAGCCGCAUCCUUAAAAUUUAUUCAAAAAUAAAAUCUGCUAUUUAAGAGAAAAAUGGGAGAGGGGAGGGUGUAAGGUAAACCAUUCUUAUUAUAAAAUAGCCCGACAAUGAAAUGGAAGCAAGUGCUACUUUGACGCUUUAGCACUUAGCAUUGCUCCUAAUCCUGGAAAUUAGCCUUUGGUCACCACAAAGAGAAGCAGACAUUCACUGGGAAAAUUAUAAUGUUAUUUGGUGUACAUACGCACAAUGCAAUAUUAAAACAAGACCUGAACUCCAUCACUCUCAAACAGUAAAUGCCUCCCCAAUAAAAACAACACUAAAAAAUAAAUUAAUUCUAAAUAAAAGCAACCCCUAGAAUUGAAGAAUUUUAAAAGAAGCAAUGUGAGUAUAUUAUUUUAGCACAAAUUUGAUAAUUUCCCAUAAAACAUUCAAUAUUCUAUUAAGACUAUGCAGAUUUACUUCUAACAUUCAGAGAGCAUUUUUGGUAGGUCAACAACCAGAUUAAUCAUCCAAGAAAAGUUAACGACAGAUUUAUUGGUAAAAUUGCUGAUUUAGCUCCAUCACCCCAAUUAUUCAUGCAGCCUUAGUCUAAAUAAUUGUAUAUAAUGUAAAAUGAAUAUAUUUAUAUAAAGUUAAAAUGAUUUUUAUUUUAGAAUUAAUUUGAAGCUUAAUUUUGAACUAGAAUUGUAGAGGGCUUGAAAACUAAAAAUAGACAGGUGGUUGUAAUGUUAAGAAAAAUAAUUUUCUAUUCAUAGAUGACUAAUCUACCAGAUAAAUUAAUAUUUGAUUUCAGUUGGUAAAGUAGAUUACAAGAAUUUGUUUAAUAGCUUGAGGUUUUGUUGUAUCCCCUCCUCCUCUUCCUGGUUUAUAACCAAUUGGCUGAAACAUCUUGCUGAUAACAUUUUUUUUAUUUGUACAUUGGAACUUUAACUUAAGGGAAACAUUAUCAAAAUUUAAGAUUUCAUCAGUUUAAAUAUAUAAGUUUAUUGAAAUAAAAUUAAAACAUUAUUAUUAAAAUAUUUGAUACAGUCAGCUCCUAUGAACAAUUUAGGUUACAUACAUUUUAAACAAAUACUUGUACAUUUUUUAGUAAACAUUUCACAAAAGAAUUUAUGUUUGUGUUGUAUAAUAAAUGCUUGGCCAAAAUUGUAAAAGUUAACUUUAUAAAAGACUGAUAAUCUGUGACUGGGCAAGUGCAGUUGUUUGUCCAUUGGAAAGGCUAAAGCAUAUUACUGAAGAAAAGUAUCUUUGAAACAAUGCUUGCUUCAUUUACACGUUUGCCAUAGUGUUUGAGUUCCAUUGUUCAUUAACAAAAUAUCCAAUUGAGCAGAAGCUUUUUUUUUUUAUUAUUAUUGUUUGUUUUUUUUGUUACCACCCUAUGUUUUUCCUUUUUUUUUUUUUUUUUUUUUUUUUGUUUGUUUUUCCUUUUUUCCUGUUGUGGGCUUCCCAGGACGCACCGCUAUCUGUAUAGUGGCCUUUCAUUGUCUCGGUGAGUGUAUCCCCCUAGUCUGUAUCUUUAGUCAAAUUCCAUCUUGACUCCUCCACUCAUUGCAUUGGAUUGGCACCAUAACACUAAUAUCAUCAUAGGUUUGGGGUUCUACUGAAUGAUGAUGGUGUUGACAGAAGAUGUUUGAAGCCUGCUCUGCAUAAAAUGCACUUUUUGUUUGCUAUAAAAAUAUCCACUGAGUAAUAUGCCUUUCACUGAUACACAAUGUGUGCAGUAUAAAAAAAAUUAAUUUUUUAACGUUUUUUUUUUCUUCUGUUUCUUCUUUUAAAAAAAGUUAAAAUUAUUAUGUGUGUUUUUGUUUGUAAAACAGUAUUAGUUAAACAUUUAGUAUAUAUCUUCAUAUUUAAAAAAUAUAAAAUUACUAUUACUGCAAAGCUACCACAUUAUCCUUGUAAUCAAUACCUCUCUGCAAUUAACAGGUUUUACAGGUUUUUAACUAGCACAUAGUUAUUAAUGUUUAUCUUUGUAGGUAAGAAGGGAAGGCUGAUUGAAAUUUACUUUUUUUAAAACAUUUGUUUGUGGGCACAUGAAUUUUGUGGAGUUUUUUUUAAAUUUAAUAUUCAUAACUGUUCCUCAUCCCUUAAAUAAAAAAAAAAAAGACAGGCAAUGAAUUAACUUAAUAUGUAUUUUUGCUCAUCUUACUCCUAACUUGGGUUUCCUCUUUAAAACCUUAAAUUAAUGUUAAUUUCAGUAGCUGUAGAAAAACAAGUGUUGAUCUAGUUUUAAACAUUUUUAUUUCAGGCCUACGUGUGCGUUCAUUUAAUCAGUUGAAAAUUAUUUUAAUUUUAUUUGUGUAACAUGUAACAUAAACGUUUGUCUCAUAAAUUGCCUAGUUAGGAAACCAUUGACAGUAAUAAUAAUUGGACAGCUUCAUUAAUCGUUUAAACUUGCUAAAAAUGUAUAUUCGAAUGAGCCAUAAAACACAUUGAAAAAAGUUAUGCCCCAAGUUUUCUAUUUUCUAUUAUAAUCUUAUUUGUGAAAGUUAGCAAUAUCUUUCAUUACAAAAUUGAAUAAAACAAAAAUUAAUUUUUGCAGCUGUGAAACUUAAUUCUCUAUAACACUUUGUUAAAGCAGAAAAUAAUUUUUGUUACUCAUGGGAAAGAAAUCAUUAACGCAAAGCAUGUUUUUAUUAAGACAAUACCAACAUUUCUGUGACUCCUCCUCUUACCCCCACUCCCCAAAAAGCCCCCCCCCCCCCCAAAAAAAAAAACAACCAAAAAAACAUUUUACUCGUUACUGCUUAAAUUUGAACUUAUCUAUUUGAUAAAUAUUUACACAUACAUUGGAAAUGUUUGAUAAACUACCAUGAAAAGUUAAUUUUCUAUUUUUAAAUGUUUUUUUGUGUUUUUAAUAAAAGCUGCCAUGUUAGUAAUUGUCUUAUUACAAUUAUCCUCAAAUAUAAUAUUAACAAACUGUAUUCCCUUAUUAUAAAUAUUAAGUUUAUGCAUUUUGUUAAAUGUAAAUGAUUCUAUACACUUAAAACUCUUAAGAGCCUUCAUUUAGACUAUAUUCUAAUUAAGUUAAAAUGUUUGUUAGCUGGAGUAUGCUUUUAUUUCUUUUAUUUAAUUGGUAAAAAGUGCACUUGUAUCAUUAUCAGUAAUACAUAUCUUAAGUGUAUAAAAGCUUUAGUUAAAUAUUAAUUUGUGUCUUAGUUUUAGCACUUAUAGGGCGAUGAAACCCUCAGAAUAUAAAAAUUAUUUUUAAUGUAAUUUGAGUCUUCCAGUUUUAGAGCUAAAAUAUGUUUAAGAAAAUAUUAUAAUCUCAAGUUAAGAAAUAGAAAGCUGUUGGUUGAAUAAGUAAAAUAAUGAGUGACAUAGGAACACACUUUUACAAUCUCUUUAAAAUAUAUAUAUGCUAAGUAAAAAGGAUUAAUUUUUCACUCCUUUUUUCCCUUUUCAUUUAAUAUGAGUGGGAUUUGUUUGUUUCUCUAAAUUUCAGACAUCCCAGAGAACUGAAAUUUCAUACACAGCAUAGUCUCAUUGCAUAUUUUAAUUUGGACUACCCCAUAUCAUCCCCUUCUUAAUUUCUUUUCUUCAAAAUGCCCCUAACAUCCCACAUUGACUGAGAUUUCAUUUUGGGUUUUGAAAUUGAAAGGAAUGGGUCUAUUGGCCAGAAUAUGUACUCACACCAUUGAACAAUAACAAUAAACAAUUUUAAUUAAACAUAUGAAUAUUAGGAACACCUCACUAUCACCAACCCGCCCCACCUUCAGCCAUGUUUUAAAUAUGGUUGAUAGUUAUGAUUAAUUUAACAGUUGCCAUUGACCUAUUGUUAAAUAUGCAGCCAUUAGGUGGUUAUAUAAAAGGAGAUAUUUUUUCAUGUGUCCCUAAAUUAUUCUGAUAUACAGAAAUUUAAAUAAAAGAUUCAGAAAUAUAUUUAUGUAAAUAUCAUUUCUUAGCAUGUUGUAUAAAGCUUUUGACAACUCCUAAGUGGAAGGGGUGAACUUAAUCUCAAAAUAAAUUGCUGCUUACUCAUAGCCAGGUUAAAUCUUUACUACCUUAUUUACCAUAACUCAAUACCUAUUUUCCCUUCAUAUUAUUUUAUAAAUGUUAAUAUUUUAAUUCUGUUUAUAAAAAAAAAAAAACACUGUUUUUUUUAUUUGGAUCAAAUUUGGCAUUAAUCAAAAUCAAUAACGAAAAAAAAAACCUCAGUUAAUCACUUCUGUUUCUCUUUUAGUAUCUGCCUUUCUUUUAGACAACCAUGGUAAUGACUUGUAAUUGAAAUUAACAUGUUGAAAAAUUUUUGCUAUCAUGCAUAUAAUGUAUUUGAAUUAUAACUUGCAUCUUGACAGUAAAAUAAAUAACUUUAGUUUUAACUUUAGUUUUGCUAGUUUUUCAAUUUGUAGGUUCAUCGAUUAACAAGAAAAUAUGGAUUUUAUUUUGAAGCCUUCUGAUCAAGGGACAAGAGAAAAUAAUAUUUAUAACUUUAUUUCCCAGGGUUCACUCAGACCCAUCUUUACACAUGAAUGCUAUGGGAAAUGCUAACAACAAGAAUUAUGCACAUCCUCCUGUGACUCCCCCAUCGCAUCGCAGAAGUAAGUAUUUUCAUAUUUCAGAAUAUCCCUUGUAAUAAUUAUUUUAUUCACUACACUGUUGUCCUGUCUACUGAAGAAAGCUCUUAUCCAAAACUUUCUCUUUUUAUUGUCCUGUCUUUAUAUUUGAAGGUUCCACAUACCUUGUUCCACUAACUUUAUGAAGUGGACAGAAAAUGCAACAACCCUCCCCCUUAAAAAAAUCUUCCUGGAGCAAAGAACCCUCUUUGUACCCUGGAUGGUAUGGUUAUCUAAAUGGCUGUGAGGAAAGGUUUAGAAUACAUAGCAAUUAGGGAUGAAGUCCGAGGGGAGGGGGGGGGGGAGGUACUCAUCCUAGUAACGUUCAAACUGCAGAACCCCACGGUACAGAAAUGUCUUUCCACAGCCCUUCUUUUAUUUUUAGUGAUGGUAUGGUUAUCUAAAUGGCUGUGAGGAAAGGUUUAGAAUACAUAGCAAUUAGGGAUGAAGUCCGAGGGGAGGGGGGGGGGAGGUACUCAUCCUAGUAACGUUCAAACUGCAGAACCCCACGGUACAGAAAUGUCUUUCCACAGACCUUCUUUUAAUUUUAGCUUACAAUGUACAAUUUUGAGGUGUCUGUUAUGAUUGUACGCCAAGACCCAUCUCAACUACGAUUUUAAGAAACCGGGUUUAAAAUAUUUACAUUCUGGUAGCUUUUCUGAUUAAAAAAUAAUAAUUAAAGUACAUUUUUUGUUUUUAGUUCUAACCUGCUUUCAUCAUCCAGCAGUGAAUGGAUAGAGAAAUAUGAUUGGUUGGGGACCAACUAUAAUUAUAUUACGUUUGCCCUGAGAGGGAAAAGCAAUGGUGUUGAUUUAAGAUAUUUUGCAGGGAGGGAGAUUCCUUUAUAUUAAAGUCUAUAAAAUUAACACUGCCACAUUUUUGUAAUGAUAGUGGUGAUAGUUAAAUUGUUGCCUUGUGUGUUUUCAUAUUAUCUUGCUAGACACUGCAACAGUAAUAUUAGUGGAGUUGCCUUCGUUACAAUUUUAGCAUUUGUUUUCUUCUGUGCUGUAUGAUGUAAUUUUGUGACAUAAUGAUUUUUUUAGGCGAACCUCGGCAAGUACAGAAAAGGAGAAUGAAUUCUCAACUGUCCUUUGCUGUGACAUUAGUUUUUGACAUACUUUUUAGGAUUUUGAUAGGGUAGUUGAAAUCUAUUUUUAUAAAGCACAAAACAUCUGUAUGAUUUUUAUACCGUACGCCUGAUUGGUUCCAACACUUCUCUUCCUUUCACCCAUUUACAGCUUGUGAUAGUUAUCAGACUAUAAUAUAUUAGUGGGAAAUAGACAUAAGGAAUAUUGAUUCUAUUUUUUUUUAACUAGCUUUUUCCUAAAAAGUUUUUUGGUAGGUUUUUUAAAUGAUGUCAUCAUUUGUUAAUUAACUCUCACCAGGUAUAUCAUUAAAUUUUAUUUGAUCUGACUUUGAAUUUGAACCACAUCAAAUUUAACCAGUAACUUUAUUUUUACCAGUGACAGAUUGUGAUAAUGUGAUCUGCACUUUCACUCACUAUAAAUUAAUAUCUAUGGCAAUUAAAAAUCUACAAAACAAAGUGACCUUAGAUUGCAAUAGAAAUGUCGGUCAUCUACUUUUGGAGUUACCUUUUUUGUCGCCAGUUUAACUCAAUCCUACUAGACACGCAUUGCGAGUAGUUAUUGUACGGUAUACAUUAUAUGUACUGUAUGUUUAUUUAUAUACUAUUAAGAUAUUGUAAGAUUUUGAAACGAUAUUGUACGAUUGUUGGAGUUUGAGGGCAAAUAUGUCUGCUUAGGUUACACAAUGCUUUGGUGGCGACCUGAUUGGGGGAAUAUGCUGUGUUUGUAACCUAUUUAGUUGACACAAUGCACUUUUGGCAUCCUCUUGUGCCAACCUUUUUCUUAUGGGACCCUGCUCUUUAAUUUUACUUAGAUCAGAACCUCUUGAAGGAGUUGUUAAUUAGGAUUUUUUGCAUUUUGAUGACAACAGUUUUUACUUUCACUGUGCUAAUGCUGAUCCUGUCGCAUUGAAAAUUACAACAAAAAAAACAAUUCAUUUAUUAUCUGUGUGAAAAUCUAAUGUUUUGGUUUUAUUAGUCAUUUAAAGAUGAGUUAAAAAAAGCAUCUGAAGUACUGAAGCUAAAAACUACAUUUUUCAAAAGAUAAGUAACAAACUUUAAUUCAUUUCUUCCUCCCAAGGAAUAAAUUUUUAGCAGGGUAUUAAAAAUAACUGUUUAUAAAUAUAUCCAAAUUUUUGGAAACCUUUAGUUAGUUGGAAACCUUUUUAUUAUAAAAUAAUUAUUAAAAAACGGUUAUAAUUAGUGAUAAGUCUAGUUAUGCUGAAGUGGCCAUGGUGUGCAUUCAUUGAAAGAGUAAUGUGUUUACAUUUCAUUCAAAUUAAGAUUUAUAAUUGCUGUUAAGAUUUAUAUUUGCUUGUGGCAUUGAAUCCAUUUGAAAUUUAUUUUAAAUGUUUAAGCUGCUCUUGAAAAAAUCCAGAUGUUGUUACAUAAUUUUAAUAAAAUAUUUAACCUUUCAACUGAGCUGUAACUGUCUCUGGCUAGGCACCACUUCUAACCCUAUGAGUUAAGAUUAUUUAAUUUUUGUGUUGUUUUUAUUGUUGGCUGAAGAAGGCCUUUUGCCUCGGAUGAGUUUUACCCACUUUUUGAUUGCAAAGAAGACCAUGUGAUCAUUUGAUUUGAAAGCUAUUUUUUUUUUUUUUUUUUUAAAUUUAUUAAUAAUUUUUAUUAUGUUUCUUAAAUCUCAAUAUCAAUUGAAGGAUGUGAACCUUAAUAUUGCAUUUUUCUUUAGGGAUUAAAAUGUAAUAUUUAAUGUUCUGAAUUCCCUUGAAAUUUUUUUUUUUUUAAAGUUUUUUUUUUUUUUUUUUUUUUAAAUUUAUUAAUAAUUUGUAUUAUGUUUCUUAAAUCUCAAUAUCAAUUGAAGGAUGUGAACCUUAAUAUUGCAUUUUUCUUUAGGGAUUAAGAUGUAAUAUUUAAUGUUCUGAAUUCCCUUGAAAUCUGUAAUGCUUAAUUUGCAGUUGUUGAAAUGGUAGGUGAAAAUGCUGGGGAUGGACUGCAAAUGAAUUACUGGGAUUCCAAAAAACUUGGUGGGCCUUCACGACCUAAAUCUUGUGAGGUUCCAAACAUCAAGUUAGUCAGAUAUUUCUUUAGUCUUAAUUUGGAUAAUGUUCUCAUGUUGUAUAUUUACAAUUAUUGAAAUAAAUAUUUAAAUAAUACAUAUUUGUAAUGUUUUAUUUCAGUAGAGAUUAUUAUGCAUGUUUAAACUUUGAAAUAAUAUAUUUUUUUUACCAGCAUCUAUCCCAGCCAGGAGCAUGAUGGUAACAAUUCCUCUUCGCCUGUCAUUCAGAUGACAGCCAAUAACACAGGGUCUCUACCAGAUCUGUCUGUACUACAUUUUCCAUCACCUCUGCCAACUCCAUUAGAUCAGGAUGAUCCUUUUAAUACUGGUGCUGCAGGCAAUAGUCCUGUCAGUCUAAGUCCUACUAGUCCACAUCACAUGCCUAUGGGUCAUCAAAGUCCACAAAGUCCUAAUCAGCGCAGGCGGCAAACUCAAGGCAUGCCUCUGCCCAGUCCACUAGUUCUCAACCAAAUAGGAGGCCCUUCCUCUCCAGUAAGUUUUACAUUUUUUAAGAUCCCCAAAUAGGCUAUGAUGCACAGUAGUGGAAAAACUCAAUAUUUACGUCCAACUCUAAGAGUGCCUGAACAUGUAGGAUUUCCUCCUCUCCUCGCCCCCCCCCUCUUUUUUUUUCUCCCUUCCCAAACCAGCUCUAUAGAUAACUGGCCUGUAAUGUCUAUUUAAUCAUGAUGCUCAAAUCAUUUUCUUUAAAAUAUGUCCCACCUCUUUCUGUUGAGGGCUGUUUUGUCUCUCUAAAGGUAAUGUGUGUGUCACAUUAAAACAUUCGGUACAUUUUUAUAAGUAAAAGAUGAUAUACAAAAUAUUAAUGUACUAAAAUACCCAGUGUCUAAAUCACCAGACUAUGUUAAUAACAUAGUAUGGUGUUUUGCCCAUACAUUUUGUGCUUUAUGAUUAUUCAAUCACUUUCUUAGUGCUUUUGCUUCUUUUCUUUCUAGUCUUCCCUCACAAUUUUAAUCUGUAACUUAAUGAAAAAAUCAAAGUUGGAGAUUGUAAAUCGUGGUGAAAUGGCUGAAAGGAGCAUUCUGAUUUUCCCAGGUGUCCAAUACCAGUUUUCCAAGUCUGCUCAUGAUCAAAUCCUAUUUCUGUUGUGGCACAUCAUACUACAUAUAAAAAGGAGGGUUGGGUUUAGCUGUAUUUUAUGGUUAAUAUUGAUGUAUCAAUUAAACAGAUGUUUCACUUUACUAUCAGCGGAUUCUGCCAAGGACUUUCAAAAAAAUAAAAAUGUAAAAAUACAUGAUUUUCUAAAUGGUAUUAAACUGGUAAUUAGCACUAUUUAAAAAUAUGAAACCAUUUAAAAAGGACUUUCGGCAAGAGCAACCAUUUAAAAUAUUGAAUGGCUUUAUAGCAAUUCAAUUUAAAAAUUAUAAAUAAUACAUCUCUGUCUAGUGCUCAUUGUUUUAUAUGUUUAGAAAGUAAUGUGUUUGCUUUAAUUAGUCAUCAUUUGUUUAAUAAGCCUUUAAUUUAGCUUUUGUUGUGCCUACAGUGUCUAAUUAUUGUGAUACAAAAUUCAGUAGUUCCCAAAAUAAUUCUUACUAUUGAUUUAUUAAACUGAUUUUACAUGAUAAAUCUAAAAUGAUUCAAUGCUAAAUUACAUACAUGACCAUACUGAAUCUUUUCUUCUAUACUUUAUGUUGUUGUUAGUACCAGACUAUAGAUACAUGUUAGCAAAAGAGAGAACACAAAAAUCUCUAUUGUAUCUUUUAAAUACUCAUUUUAUAAAGGAAUUAUAAUUUGUAAAUGAGCUUUUUUUCCCCUUCUGAUAUCAAUUUGCCCUUCCCUAGCGUCUUAGUAGAAAUGAAAUACUUCUGUAUUCUAAUUUGGAAUAUUAAUUUAUUAGAAACUAAGCUGGUACAGUUUCCAUGUUAAUGAAGAAAGGCUGUUUUGAAUAUUAAAAUCCUGUUAAUAUUUCUUGGAAAUCAUGGCUCUAACAGUGUAUACUUUUUAAACAUUUUGUUGACACUGAGGUAAAAAUACACAAAUGAAAAUUUUGUCUGUUUUUUAAAACUCACAAGUCAAUUUUUUUUAAACUUUAUAACCCUAUAACUGUCAAAAACAUUUUUCUUUAGCAUCAAGCCAUUUUUAACAAUUUCAUACGAUUAUCAAAAAUCACAAACAAAAUUAAUUCAGAGACCAUUACAAGUAUACAUUAAAAGGUAUGAAAAGAAUGUGUUUUUAUGUUAUGUAUGUUGAUAUUGACUUUGACCUUCACAGAGUGAGUAAAAUUUUAGUAUUCAACUUCUAAAUUCAAACCACCCAAUAUAUUCCAUAAAUUGUUGAAACUAUCACAAAAUGACAUUUUUGAGGUAGUAGAAGCUAUAUUAAUAUUCUUUCAGAAAAUGUCAAGUUAUAGUUACUUCUUUGAAAAUUAUGAUAUUGGUGAUUUUUUUUCAUUCAGGACCUUCAAAUUUUUUUCAUACAAAAUACAAAAGGGAAGGCACAAAAUGAGUUCAAAAAUUUUAUUUUCAAUUGAAGUUAUUAACUCCAUUUUUUAUUAAUUAAUACUCCAGAACAUACACAAACAUAAGUAUCUUUGAGGUAAGUCUAUGGGAUCCAAUAUGUGUCUUUUUCAGUUAGUUCCAUCCUUUCCCAAACGAAUUUGUAUGUAACAAUAAAGCUAAGCUUAAGGAUAUAAUUGUCAAUAUCUGACUCUUAUCUCGACAUCACCGUGAGAGCUAAGACAGUCAUUUCCAGCACAUGGAAUAUCUCUGAAAUCUUUGCAUCCAUUUUAAUAUAUUUGAAAUAAUUCCAAUAAAGAAUUUCUGUGUUAAUUUUGAAACCUAGAUGGGGGCCCUCACUUGCAUCAGACAUGGCGGUAAAAAAAUUCAUGAAAAUUUUACUAAAACAUCCCUAAUGAAAGCACGUAAACACACUGAUAGUAAUGGAAAUAAGAAGCAAACUCAUUUAUAUAAAGUGAUUUGCCCUUAAACAAUAUAUUAUUAUAUUAAAUCAUUCACAUUUUUAAUGAUGAAUUUGCUAGAGGCCGAUUAUAUUGUCCAUGACAGAAAGUGGUAUAAUGGCCAAUGAUCGGCCUUAGGUCAGUUAUAAUUUUAAGAUAAAUGCAAAUAUGAAUUGAUCAAAAGUAGAUUAAAUAUAGACCACCAAGUUCUUUUAAGUAAACUUAUGACAUGGUGGUUUGUUGUUACUUAUCAUUCCAAUUUUAUUUAGUCAGUGUUAACUUUUAUUUUUCCUCUUUAAUUUGCUUCAUUUUGUUUGUGAAAUCUAUUGAAAGCUUUCUUAGUCUAGUGCUGGUCUUGCUGUUGUGCUUUUGUCAGCUUGUCUUGUUUGUUUGGUUUUAGGCUGGAUUAGCAGAUAUGGACCCCUGCAUGCGACAACAGUACAUGUUAUGUUUACAGCAGCAGCAACUUCUUCAGCAACAACAACAGCAGCAGCAAAUGAGGCACCAGGGCACUCAGUCUCCCCUUAGUCAACCUUUCCCUGUCUCACCAUUAUAUUCACCCACACAUCAGCGCUCUUUAAAUCAUCACCGACAAGCAACCAAGCCAUCCUUACCCUGCUAUCAGCAUAAUCAUAUAUCAUCACCAACAGGAUCACCAACUCAUUCUCCCAAUGCCCCCAGCCAAUCUCACCUAAAUCAGUCACCUUACACAUCUCCUCAACACUCCAACCAGCCUCAACAAUCUCCACCUUUGGUGCCUCAUGUCCAUGUCACUAAUUGUGAUGAUCUUGGUUCUCAGGUAGGUUAUUUUUUGUUUUUGGUGAUGUAUUGGUGUAUUUAUGCUUUAGAUAUUGCACUGCAUUGUUUAAAUUCCAUCAAUGUUUUAGCUGUACCACAGGAGUUUUUAAAUAAGCAUGUGAUGAUAAAAAUUACUUUCUUCAUGCAUAAAAGUGGAUAUUUUAGGUGGACCUUUGGCACAAUGUAAGCCCACAUGUUUCCUAAUCAGGAGUUAGCAAGUUCAAGUGAAUUCAGUGUUAGCCCCAGCUUGGGUCAAUAGAUGGAAUGGACUCAUCAUCCCUUUGAAGAAUGACAUGUUGGGGGGGAACUUUGAAGGGGGGGUGGGGUAGGGUAGGGUAAAUUCAUUUUUUAAAAAUUGACGUUAAUUUGUCAGACCUGUAUACUCUUACAAAUUUGUCGAACGAUGUACAAUUUUGAGAUAUCUUUUACAAUUGUAUGCCAAAACCUGUCAGAACUAUGGUUUUAAGAGACCGGGUUGAAAGUAUAUACAUUCCGGUAGUUCUGGUAUUUAUUUUAUAAGUUAUUAAUAAUGUAUGUUUAGUUAUUUACUAUUAAGCUACUGUAUUGUACGAUUUUGAGAUGAUAUUGUAUAUGAUUUUAAGAGUUUGAGGGUAAGUAGGUCGGGGGGGGGGGGGGUUCGUCAAAAAGUAUGUGUGCAACAGGCUUUUUUUUUUUGCCAACGCUCUAUAAAGAUGGUCCCUACUUGGGUUUGUUUGCUUUGGUGCUGUAUGACGUAAUUUAUUUAUUUCCGCUGAACUCAACUGUUCCGCACGGCAACAUUAGAUUUGGACAUAUUUUAUAAGACCUGGGGGAGAUUUAAAUAAAUUUUUAGAAUGCUCAAAACAGCUGUAACAGCAGUAUAGUAGAUUUUUAAUACCCGCCCUUUUCCUUUCACCCAUUUACAGCUUGUGGUGGUUAUCAGACUGUAAUAUGUAACUGGAAAUAAGCAUAAAGAAUGUUGAUUCUUAUUAAAAAAAGUUUUAACAGCUUUUCCUUUAAAAAAAUUCUCAAGUUACUUGGUACUUUUUUUGUAAAAAAAACUCCUAAUUUCUUAAUUAGUUCUUAUUUUAAUAAAUUUUAUUUUAUGCUGAUCUGACUUCAAUUUUGAACCACAUUAAAUUUCACCAGUUACUUUAUUGGACUGUGAUAAUGUGAUCUGCACGUUUUCCUAGAUAUUUAUUAAUUGAUAUCUAUAGCAGAUACACAUCAUCAAAACAAAGUGACUGCAGAUUGAAAUAAUCAUCAGUCAUCUAUCUUUAGUAGACACGUGAUGCAAAUGGUGUUCAAUGAAUUUGAACAAGCUUGUGGUCUAGUGGAUUUGAAAAGGGGCUAACAAGGUAGACUUAAGACACACUAUUGGCUAAAAUAAAGAAAAUCAGUGCUCUAUAUAAAUGUGCUUUAUUACAUUGAAUCUAAUAUGAACAAAGAUACAUAAAAUCUACAUAUCAAGAAAUGAAUACAGGUCAAACACUAAUAACAUCUAAAACUCACAGUAAUAUAAACAAUACUAUUUCAAGUCUAAGUUCCUGGAAUUACUAUUUCUGCUAAAUAUUGAAUGGCCCUAUCUAGUACUUAGCAAAUGCAACGGAAAGCUAGUCACGGAACGAUAUGCUCAUCUCGUCUCUCUCUCACUGUAGGGGAAUACACCCAGUAUUUAUAUUGAAACAUUUGGAGUGGCUUGACCUUAAAUGUGGGUCAGGGUUGGCUUAGAUUUUGCUCCGGCCAUUAUAAGGUUAGAAGGUGGUAAGAUGAUACGGCUAGGCUAAUGGGUUACAUAAAGAAAAUGGCCCUACCUUCUAACAAUACUGUACGUUUAUUUAUUUACUAUUAAGAUACUGUAUUGUACAAUUUUGGGAUGAUAUUUUAUGAUUUAAGAGAGUGGGGGUUAACAAGCCUGAUUUGUGAACAUAUUGUAUAUUUUAAAGUGGUAGUAAGGCUGAAAUACCCUUUUACCUCAUUUAAGAAAAUUACAUCAAUAUAGGAGUAGAGAUUCGUGUUUGUAAUUACUUUUAAGUUCAGGGCAUUUUUAAAAAAAGAAAGUGUUUCCAGUUUUUUUUUUUUUUUUUUUUUUUGUGCGCGUUAAAUAAAGCUCUGGUCAAGCACUUGUUGUUUCAACUUAAAAAUUACCUGAUUGAACACAUUAAUUAAGAGUUUAAAAUACAAUUUAAAAGUUGCUGUUUUUCACACGGACAGUUGUAAUGAAAGCCUAAAAUUUUGUUCCUCUAAUCUCACUGCAAAGUUUAAUCUUUUUUUUUAGAAAUAGGACUUUUCAAGCUUAGGCUAUUCUAGUCAAGCUAAGAUAAUUAUUACAAUGGUCCUGACAGUGAAUUUAUUAAUUCAUUUAACUAUAUUAAAUGAGUCAACUUAUCAGCUUUUGGAGUAUUAUAUUUAAGACUGUGACUACAUACUUAUAUAUAUUAUUUAUAUUCAUCAGGCAUCUAUGACACAGUAUCGUAAUACCAGUGUUUCAGACUCAAACUGCCAAUCUCCAACUUCUCCGCAUUCGGCCCCUUCAUACAGUCCUGCACAGUCUCCAGGCAUAACACCUAACAACCAAACGGUCAACUCAACUUUCAGUGAUGCUUACUACAUUCAGCAACAGCAGCAGCAACAAACUAAUGCCCUGCAGCAUCAGUUUGAACAGUUUAACAUGGUAUGUGAAGCUCAAUAUAUAUAUAGAUAUAGAUAUAUACAGAUACAGAUUAUAUAUAGAUAUAUAUAUAUAUAUAUAGAUAUAUAUAUAUAUAUAUAUAUAUAUAUAUAUAUUUAUUUGUAUAUAUAUAUUUAAAACAUACUCUCUUUAUAUAAUAUACACUCAUAUAUAUACUGUAUUAGACACAUUUUUUAUAUAUGUGCACACUAUGUGUUUUUUUGAAGCUCAAUAUAUAUAUAGAUAUAGAUAUAUACAGAUACAGAUUAUAUAUAGAUAUAUAUAUAUAUAUAUAGAUAUAUAUAUAUAUAUAUAUAUAUAGAUAUAUUUAUUUGUAUAGUUAUAUUUAAAACAUGCACUCUUUAUUUAAAAUGCACUCAUUUACAUACUGCAUUGGACACAUAUUUGAUACAUGUGCUCACAAUGUGUGUUUUUUAUGGGGCAGUUAUAGACAUUCUUGGAUGGAAACAAACUGCCCAAUAAAUUAUCUUAUUUGAAUUUUCAAUUCUUUGUUUGCUUAAAGGGUUUUUUAAAAACUAAAUAUUAUAUAAUUACAGUUAACAAUUUUUAAUGUCAUGAUGUUUUUUGAGCUAUUAACCUCAAGCUGUGUAUAAAUUUUUUGUAAAAACCUCUAGCGUCAGGGUUUCCCAACCUGAGGUGCUGGCAACGCCUGGGAGUGGUAGGUGGAAUUUCGGGAUGGGGGCUAUGAGAAAAGAGGCUUUAAAAACAAAGAAGACAUUUGUUUAAUUUUUCCACAGUUCUUUUUGCAAUUGAAUAAAUAAUUAGAAGUCUGUUAUUUUAGAAUUUUUGUCGGGCUGUGAGACUUUGUAAAACAAUUCAUAGGGAGUGCGAGACUAGACGAAUAAUUCGUAAUGGGUGAGAGCAUAGAAAGGGUUGGGUAACACUGCUCUGCAUAAAAUGUUUUAUGACAUUUAUUUCAUGUUGUUAAAGAGAGUUUUUAAAAAUUAUCAGUUGUUGCAAAAGUAGGUCAAGAGACAGCACUUAUUAUUUUGAGUUAUAAACUGGGAUUGUUGAAAUAGCAGACUGCAAAAUGCUUAUAAAUGAAAAUAAUAAUUACCUAAAAAGUCUCCAAAAGAAAAUUUGACAAUUUUUGCUCUUAGUAAAAAAAAAAUUAAAUGACCAGCUACCUGUGGUAUAUGGUAAUUGAUAUUUGCACACCUAAAAAUCGUGAAAACAGAUUAUCUUGAAUUAAUCUGUCUAUACUUAAAAAGUUUUAAUGUUUUGAACUUAAAAACUAGAUUUUCUCAAAAUGAUGAAAGUAUUUUUAUUUGCUGGUCUUAAAUAGAUGCCAUGUCUUCCUGGUCGUUUGCAUAGUUUUGCACUUAAAAAAUUCCUGCAACCCUUUAUUCCCUCCCACCCCCUUCUAACACUAUUGAAAUUGAAAAGUUAUGUCAAAUUGAUAUAAUAUUUUAUUUUAAAAUCGAUUAUGUGCACAUUAAUCAAAGCAUUAUCUGAUUAGUUUUGUUUUGUGUUUUUCACUAAGAAUGUGAAUACAGUGACUCAAAUUAGACUUGCAUAGAGUUGAAUUCCAAAUUGUUUCAAUGGCUUUUAAUCAAUACUGAUCUGACAGAUAUUAUGACAGCCAAUGAAACAGAGAUUAUUUUUCAUAACACUGAUGACAAAAUAUGAAUUUAAAGAGAUUUGCUCACUCACAUCCAGUCAAACAAAUAAGAAUCAGAACUAAUCUGUGUCCUAGACCUUGAUUUGAUGCUCAUCAGGAGAUACUUUUCAUAUUUGGUUACCAAAGCUUGAAAUAUUUCAUAUUUACAUCUGUCAAAUAUUCAGGUAUCGUCGAUACUCUUAUAGAAAACUCAGCAAUUAAUGAAACAAUAUUCCACCAAGUGUGACGGAGCUAAUUGAAAAAUAUUUUAUUUUAUAAAAUUGAGUAUAUUUAUGUUGUUUUUUUUCUUGGAGCAUAAAUCCUUAAUCACCCAUAUCUUUACAGUUGCAUACAUCCCAACUCAAAACCCUGGUUAAAUGCUUCUAAUUCUAAAUCCAUGUACAACAAGUUUUCCUCUGGUUUUGUUGCACAUAGCAAUCUUUGCACUUAUUUUGUGGGGGUGGGUUAAGAUGUAUUAAUUUUACAUUGUUAAAUAGAUGAGAUUAUGGUCUCUUGAAAGCUGUUUAUUUUAUAAACUAUCAAAGAUUUUAAUAGUUAAAGAAUUUAUAAUAAAUAUUUUAAAAAUAUUGAAUUGAAAUUAAGAAAACUUGAAGCCCUGGAUAUCUUCUUUAGAUUUAUGUGAAAUGAGCCGUAUUUUUUUUUUAAAUACUAAAAAAAAUGUUGGGUCAUGUAAAAAUGACUAUAAUUAAUCUUUAACCUUUUAACCUUUAUGUGCUGGUACUUGGAUCUUCAAGUGUUAAGAUGGGGAUUCUUAUUAGAAGAUCUAGGUGGUCUCAUGGAAAAACAACAUCCACCAAGAAAUGCGAUGAAAGCCAACUAUAUUUUGUUAGAAGUUUUUGUAAUUCAUAUUUGCCGUCUGGUACAAAUGUAUCAUUCUGAAAAUAAGCAUUCAACUGAUCACCCAACUAAACCAAAUGCCUCUAAUCAAAAGAUCCCAUUUCUAUUCAUAGUCAUCUAUAAUUUAGAAAGCUUUUCCAAAAUCUUAGAAAUCUUGUCAUCAAGAAAGUGUCAUCAAGGUCAUUUAGGCAUGCCAGCCAAAUGAAACUCCCUUCCCUAUGAGUCUGGCAUCUUCUUUCCCCAGAGCCCCCCACAAGUAAACUCAACCACCAUGGACUCAACAGUUUUGACUACGAAUGGCUUGAGUUUAGUUAGUAGUAAUAGCACUAGUAGUGCUAACAGCUUGGUCUUUUCACAACAUCCAGGGAUAGCAUUAUCCUACUCUCAGGUAUGUCUCAUGAAAGCAUACAAAAAAAAUAAAAGGUUAGCUUCCAUGUAGAUUGUAGUGUAGGCUGAGCCAGUGUUUCUACUUUGCCUGAAACUUGGGUUAUUUGAAUUAGUCUUACAUAACCAGCAGAAUAAAGUUGAAAUGAUUUUUUGUUGUAUAAAUUCUAAAUGAUUGCAACAUAUAUUUCACUUUCUUUCCCUCUUCUUCACAGGCAGCCAUGUUGGCUAUGUCAAGUGCUGAUGACCUUUUUCAGCCACAUUUUCUUGGUCCCAUAGAUGUGAUGGCCAGUGGUCAGCACAAUAGCCAGCUUAUAAUGUCCUCUCAAAACAAUCGACACAUGAAUCAGCAAAACUCCAUGUCAUCUCCCACCUCUGGCAGCAAAAUUCCUGACAUCAUUCUUACAGGUGCAGAACAGUUGCUUUACGAUUGUAAGGUUAUUUUCUAGGAUUGUUUUUAAUGUUCUUUUUUUAUAUAUAUAUUUCUCUGUUGUUAAGUUAAAUUUAAAAUAAAUGGUACCAACCCCCAACCUCACAAUUAACUUUUAAUAUAAAACAUAUUUUAAUCUAAUCUCCUUUAACCCUCGAACUGUGGUCGGACGAUGAAAUCGGCCGAUAUUCUCGUUCUGUGCUGUGGCAGCCGAAAAAAUCAUCAGAUAAAAAACACAGUCCGAUAGCAACUUCCAAUCCAAUAUUUAACCGAAAUCAUAGCCAUUUCCUUUUAUUAAUAAUGAAAUCAACUUCCUGGUGAAGCUGUUUCUUGAUAACUUAACAAUAAGUACUUUUUAAUUGUAAUUUUUAUGGCGGAAGCUAUGGCCAGGCCUUCAGUGCGAGAACUAAUAUAAAUAUUUUUGAAAGCUUUUUAGGAGAGGAUUUAAGUGAUACUGAUGAUGAUUUUAACAUUCCCUAUGACAUCUCACUUCAGAUUCUUCUUUUCGUGAAUCUGAUACUAGUCUUAGUGAUACUGAAGUAGGCCUACUGAGGCUACUGUUUGACUUUGAGCCAGGCCCGGAGUUUGGGCAAGGACUGACUGAAUUUUAGUAACAGAAGCUACAUAAUUAUAGAUCAGAACUAAUAAGUUUAUAGUUUAAUAACCCAAAUCAGUUCCACGGUUCCUUUUUAAAUGUUUACUAGUCAAUAAUUACUAUUUUGCCUGUGAUUUUGUAUUUUGUAAUUGGUUUUAGCAGUGGUCCCAGUUUCUUACAAAAAUGACCUAAAAUGACUAAAAUUGCUUUCAGAUGUUUAAUUGCAAUCAAAACCUUAGCAAUCUAUACAUUUUCUGAUAGAUAAAUGAAUUGGCUACAACAUUUAGAUUUGUAUUUUAAGACUAUAUAAAAAUUAAUGAUGUUAUGAGCACUUGAAAGCAAGACAUUUUGUCGAUUUUUAUUUUCUUGAGAACUCAAGGUCAAGGACACUGAGCAAAAAAAAAAAUUCAAGGGGUGGGCAAUAUGGGCAACUUUAUCCCCAUCCAUUUACCUUUCUAAAAAUAUAUAAUUAUUGGGGUCUUGCAUCAAUAUUUCUAUGUCAUUUAAUGCAAUUUCAAAAGGCACUCAAAAAGCUCUACACCACAGAAUGAUGCAUGCCACAGUUCGAGGGUUAAUCAUUGUACAAUCUUUAUGUGGGCCUGCAUUCUGGUGUUGUAAGACAAAAAUUGAAGUUGUCAGAAACCAAACUUUAUUUACUGGUUUUAAAUUAUUAUUAGUAUUAGUUUUAAGUAGAAAGUGUUUUAUAAUUAUAAUUACUCAUUAUGCUUUGUAACGAGAAAAAAAAACAUUUAAAAAAACACAUUUUAAUCAGUGUCAUAAUUGUUGUACACGUUCUGCUUACUUUUUUUUUACCCAUUGGCCCAUUACUCACCCUUUGCACCUCUCCUAUCCAGUACAAUUAAUAAUAACUUUUCAUAGCAUCAAGACUAAACAUUUUAUGUAGAUAGCAUUCCUUUGCGCAAGAAAAUUGACUAAGAAUUUGGUAUUAUUUUUAAUGUGCUGUUUUAAUGUUUAAGUAAUAUGCUAUUCAAUUCUUUGCCAAACAUGUUGUAGCAGAAGUUUUCAAACUCUUAAAAAUAAUCAAGGGGGGCUUAAAGUAAUAGAGAUAAUGUGGGUAAUUUAUAUUCUCAUAUUUAAAAUAUUAAUCCAUAUAAAGCCUUUACCUCAAAACUUAAUAACUUUAUGCCAUUUAAAACAAUUUUAAUGAUCUUUAAAAAAAAAAUUUAAUUAACUCUAUUUGUCAGAAUCAAUUUUGAGUUUUAUAAAAGUUAACAUUUCUGACUGACCAAAUUUUUGUGUUAUAUUAAAUUAUGCAUUAGAAUUGGUCUGUCAACAAACCACGAACUGGAUCUCUUUGCAUAACAAUGUUAUUUAGCCUCUUUUAAUUUUUAGUUAUCUUUUUUAUUGAACAACUUAUAGGCAAUAAAGCAUCUUUUGUUAAGACAAUACUUUUGCAAAUCCAUGUUACAUAAGGAAUGAAAUUGGGAACCCAAGCCAAGCCUUUAAGGGCGCCCAAGAAUUUCAAUUUGAACACACAAACACAAAUCCCGCCCCUCCCCUAACCCCUGGCCACUUGAUGGUAUAUUUCUUUACUCAAUUCUUGACUUUAGGAAUUCUAUUAUUUAUGAGAUAAAAAGUAAAAACAUAUAAUGAUUUAUCUUAGCAAAUCUUAUCUUUUACGAAUAACUCAUUUAAAGGAGCAUUUGUUAUAAAUUAUCUAGGAUAAAUUAGCAUGUCGAUGUAAAUGAAGUGUUAAAACUUAUAAUUGAUUCCAUAAAUGUGUACCGGUAAAAGAUUUUCUUUUUUAAAAAAAAUACUUUUUAAAACUUAAAAAAAUUGAAUAGUCACUAGAUUGAAAUGAAUGUGACAUUGUUAUGAUUCUGAUCUCUUAUUUCAUUUUAAUCUUUAUAUUUUCUUUCUAUGUAAAAUCUUUUCAUUUUAGUAACUAAUCCACCUUCCGAUGUUAGUGUAAAUUUUUUGUUUUUUAACAAGUUUGCUAUUUUUAAAACGUAUUUUACAUGACUCUUAGAUGGCUGGGUAAUAUCAACUUUUAACCCUCGUAAAAAAAAAAACAUGAUAUUAAUCUUUGUAAUCAUUUUUUUAAAAAUAAAUACAAUUUUGGACAUCCAAUAGUGCAUAUCAAAUAAUCAACACAUUUUAGGCAUUAAAUUGACUUACUGCCAUCGAUGCUUGGCCUUGAUUAUCACUCCCCAAAUACUAAACAGUAACACAAUUUCAUUAAUUUUGAUUUUAUAAUUAAUUUUGGACUAAUUGUAAUCAAGUCUUUUCAUGUUACUAUUUUUUUUAUUCCAAGGUGCAGAUGACAUGUGCCGGUUACCAUUGGACUUUGCCAAAGAUUUGGGAAAUGCCAUUACUGGCAUGUCCGAUAGUUUUGAUGCAGACUUUCUUACAAAUGAUGAAGCUUUUAAAGCUGGCCUUGAUCCUUUAGACUUUGAAGAGAUUCAGAUGUUGACAGAUGCUAGCCUAGUUGCUGAUCCAGCCACAGAGGAUUCCUUUAAACUUGAUAGAUUAUAA
Lymnaea stagnalis (great pond snail) is the source of this 26836-nucleotide messenger RNA. The record is from the annotation of a GenBank genome assembly. NCBI's taxonomy places the organism in Eukaryota, Metazoa, Mollusca, Gastropoda, Lymnaeidae.